AUUUUUUAGCUUUUCAUUCAUGGGGGAGGGGUUCCAUGCCGAUGGCUGCCUACUACUGGGAACUGCGACGACCCGCCCGGACCCGGCAACUGCUUCCAUCCAGCUUCGCUGAUGGGCAAUGCGGCUUGAGCUUCUUUUAGGUCAUCUCUUCGCACCCGAGGACACUACUUCUUUGUUUAUCUUCCUUCCACACUUCUCCUGUCCUCCUCCUCCUCCUCCUCCGCCUCAGUGACUGUGACUGUGAGGACCAGUCUUUGUUAAGUGAAACAUGGAGAGAAAUAGGCUGCUGCAAAUGAGGAAUCGUUGCUCGGGCUCAACACCAUCAGAAGAGUCAGUAUUGGACCUUGAAAGGAGCUGCUGCGGCCAUUCUAAUCUGCCUUCGUUGAGUCCUCCAACACUCCAACCCUUUGCCUCAGCUGGACAGCACUGUGAGAGCAGUGCUGCCUACUUCUCAUGGCCCACCUCGAGCCGGUUAAGUGAUGCCGCUGAAGAGCGUGCGAACUAUUUCGCAAAUCUACAGAAAGGGGUACUGCCCGAGACUCUUGGGCGGCUGCCCAAAGGGCAACAAGCUACCACAUUGCUUGAACUCAUGACUAUAAGGGCCUUCCACAGCAAAAUUUUGCGCUGCUAUAGCCUUGGGACAGCUAUUGGGUUUCGUAUACGGCGGGGAGUCUUGACUGACAUACCGGCCAUCCUCGUGUUCGUCUCCAGGAAGGUUCAUAAGCAGUGGCUCAGCCCCAUACAGUGUCUUCCUACUGCUCUAGAGGGACCUGGAGGAGUGUGGUGUGAUGUGGAUGUGGUGGAAUUUUCGUACUUUGGUGCGCCUGAGCCGGCUCCUAAAGAACAGUUAUACACUGAGAUUGUUGAUGACUUGCGUGGGGGCGACCCCUUCAUCGGCUCUGGUUCUCAGGUUGCAAGCCAGGAAACUUAUGGAACCUUAGGUGCAAUAGUGAAGAGCCAAACGGGGAGUAGACAGGUGGGCUUUCUCACGAAUCGACAUGUCGCCGUUGACUUGGAUUACCCCAAUCAAAAAAUGUUUCAUCCUCUUCCUCCAACCCUUGGACCUGGGGUAUAUCUAGGUGCAGUGGAAAGGGCUACUUCAUUCAUCACUGAUGAGCUUUGGUACGGGAUAUUUGCUGGGAUAAAUCCGGAGACAUUCGUGAGAGCAGAUGGAGCAUUCAUCCCAUUUGCUGAUGAUUUUGACAUGUCCACUGUUACUACAGUAGUAAAAGGUGUAGGGGAGAUUGGAGACGUGAAGAUCAUAGACUUGCAGUCUCCAAUAAGUGGCCUCAUAGGCAAGCAAGUAAUGAAGGUUGGAAGAAGUUCAGGCCUUACUAAUGGAAGCGUUUUGGCUUAUGCCCUUGAGUAUAACGACGAGAAAGGAAUCUGCUUUUUAACAGACUUUCUUGUUGUGGGUGAGAAUCGACAAACUUUUGACCUGGAAGGAGAUAGUGGAAGCCUAAUAAUACUAAAAGGUGAUGUUGGAGAGAAGGCACAGCCGAUUGGGAUCAUAUGGGGUGGGACCGCCAACCGGGGAAGGCUUAAGCUUAAAGUGGGCCAGGCUCCAGAAAAUUGGACCAGUGGAGUCGACCUUGGACGCCUUCUCAAUCUUCUUGAGCUUGAUCUGAUUACAACCAAUGAGGGGCUAAGAGUGGCAGUGCAAGAACAACGGGCUGCCUCAGCAACAGCAAUUGGAUCAACUGUAGGCGACUCAUCACCGCCCGAAGGGAUCACUAUGAAGGAGAAAGCUGAGGAGAAAUUCGAGUCUCUUGGUCUUCAAAUACAGCACAUUCCUUUGGACGUAGAACCGAGCAGCGCAGAAAUGAAUGUCUCUCUGAUGGAUACAGACUUGAAUCUGGAAGAAGGGAGUGGGGUCAAGGCAGUUCCAAGCAUUGAGCACGAGUUCAUUCCGCGCUUCUAUAGACGGUCCCCGCUGCACCAGAAUAAUCCAUCAGAUAGAGCCGUAUCUGAGAAUCUAUUGUGUUUGAGAAAUAACUGUGAUGAGGACAUCUGUGUAUCAUUGCAGUUGGGCGAUAACGAGGUGAAGAGGAGGCGCUCUGAUGCUUUAGAUGAUGUAAAGGAGCCAAAAUGACUCUGGCUGUCUCUUCUCUUUGAAUCGAGAGAUCUCAAUCCUUUACAUGUAUGAACUGCGAGACCAUAUUUUGGUGCCAAGUUGUAUAUCGACUUUGUCUAUUUAAGAAAAGAUGAGUGUUUACUUAUGGAAAUGUUUUUGGGUA
Molecule: messenger RNA, 2237 nt
Organism: Punica granatum (pomegranate)
Lineage: Eukaryota; Viridiplantae; Streptophyta; Magnoliopsida; Myrtales; Lythraceae
Source: RefSeq, a predicted model, not a curated record